AUGGCUGACCCAACUGAGUCUACUACGCAUGGUCUUGAUUUGUUGGGACCUUUCCUUAUUGAGGCGAAGACAUCAGGUGAAAACGGUUGGCGCAAAGAGUAUCGAACUUAUACAACCUUCAUCGGCUGUAGUGGAAGUCCUGACAAAGAGACCUUGCGAUAUGAAAUUGUAGCUCGCGGUUUCAGUCAAGCUAAUUUCAUGCUUGAAGCCCAACACAUCUAUUUUUUGAGAGGUAGUUUUUUCCCAACUACUGAUGCUCAAACAGAUGAUAUAAUCUUCUUCAAAGCUUCAGACCGAGUGUUACUCAAUUCUGAAGAUGCCUUCGUUGGCGAUUUAGUUGAUGUGGUUGGAGUCACUGGAGUCGGAAUUGUUUGCAACAUCACCAUCGUUAUCGAACCAGCUCGUGGAGGCCUUAUGAAAAACCCCAAGGAUGAGAACAAGCCAACGACUAUUGUAACUGUUUUACACUCCAAUUUCCAUCCUCCUACCAAAGAAUCAGCUCAAUUUACAGCCAAAUAUCGCAUCCCUCCAACUCCAAACCUAGCCGGUACACCUAAAAUACUGAAAAUUGGUAGAGAAUUUCAAUUCCAUGGUUUCAUUAAGGAUUACGACUCCACUAAUUUCCGCUACAUCGUAAUUGCCAACAAGGUUUCCCCCACAAAUGGCAGCAAAGAAUAUGAGGUUAGCAGUAAUGGUGUCAAGGUAAAAACUGAAGAUACCAAACCGUUCAACUUAGUGAACAAACCCAAAAAAUUCAAUCCUAAGGAUUUGAAGUCGUCAUUUAAAUCCUCUGUUACGUCCACUGAAUCUGAAUCAUCACCCAGUCUGCAAUUUGCACCUUCUGACUUCGGACCCGAGUCAUACCAAUCAGCUUCUUCGAGUGCCGCUAUUCCCUCAGGGUCAAGUACAUCCCCUGAGAAAGUUACUCCAAAUGAAAUUUGCAUUGAGGCAUAA
Melampsora larici-populina 98AG31 is the source of this 954-nucleotide messenger RNA. RefSeq lists its product as uncharacterized. The coding region runs from base 1 to 954 and encodes 317 amino acids. NCBI's taxonomy places the organism in Eukaryota, Fungi, Basidiomycota, Pucciniomycetes, Pucciniales, Melampsoraceae. The transcript has 5 exons. The record is from RefSeq and is a predicted model, not a curated record.